UAAUUAAGGACUUGGAAGCUUGAAACAAGCUAAAUGCUCUCACGUUAAAACUGCCUUGUAAGAAGAAUUAUCUUGUCAGCAUAAAAACUGCAGUCUGAGUAAAAGCUGUGUUUGUUGUGUUGAAGCCCAGAGCAGCAGCAGAGAGCAGGCUCCCCUGGACCCAGCUGUGUCUCCAUGAAGAGUGACCACUCUAUGGGUCUACCUGUUGGGUUUAACGAUGGAAAUCAACCUAUUGAGAAGAGAAGAGUCCAGCAGCAGAGAGCAGACUCUCCUGGACCCAGCUGUGUCUCCAUGAAGAGUGACCACUCUAUGGGUGUACCUGUUGGGUUUAAAGACGGAAAUCAAUCUAUUGAGAAGAGCCCAGAGCAGCAGGAGAGAGCAGGCUCCCCUGGGCCCAGCUGUGUCUCCAUGAAGAGUGGCCACUCUCAACCUCCUGACCUGAAAGAUGGACGCCCCUCCAGAGAGGAGAGACACCAGGAGAGGUCAAAGGCUACCAGUGCUCAGUCUGAACAGCAGCAUCAAACAGAGCUGAUCAAGAGGGCUGAGGAAAACGCACAUGCUUUCCUAGAUAAGGAGCUGAAGAAGCUCUGGAAGGAUCUCUUCUCAGAUUACCCACAAUGCUCAGAGGGUCAGAGGGAGGAGGAGGAGUUGGAUGCUAAGAACGAGGAGCAGAGGAGGCGUGCGAUAGAGGGAGUGGUGGACAUCACAAAGCUCUGCCUGAUGGAGAUGAACCAGGAGGAACUGGCCGACACACUGUGGGGCGGUAAGAGACUCUUAUUUUGAAAACAGAGGAGACAAUUAUUUUGAAGCUCAGAAGACUCUUAUCUUGAAAACAAUGAAAAUGUAUAUUAUAAAGAGUAGUAUGAGACUCUUAUUUGUUCUGUUCAGACUAAAUAACAUAAUAAAAUUUAGUGUUAAGAGAUUUCUUCAUUUAUAAUUCAUCAAUGUGGAGAUAUCUUUCUUCUUGGGGGUUUAAUGGUUUGAUCCAGACACGAACGGUUAUUGUGGGUCGAUCAGGUUGAAUGGUUUGAUCCAGAUAUGUAGGGUUAUUGUGGGAGUAUCAGGUUAAAUGGUUUGAUCGUUAUGCAGGGUUAUUGUGGGGGUUUCAUGUUAAAUGGUUUGGUCCAGAUACGAACGUUAUUGUGGUUCGAUCAGGUUAAUGGUUUGGUCCAGAUAUGUAGGGUUAUUGUAGGAGUAUCAGGUUAAAUGAUUUGAUCCAGAUAUUCAGUGUUAUUGUGGGUUUAUGAAGUUAAAUGGUUUGAUCCAGAUAUGAAAGGUUAUGGUGCGUCCAUCAGGAUAAAGAAUGUUAAACAAUAAAUGCCAAAUCAACAGUUAUUUAACUAUAAGUGGAAUAAGUGGAAGAGAUGCAGCACUAUCUUGUUUUAUCAGCAUAUGAAGUUAAUUUCAACUGAUUCACUAUCAUUGUUAUUAUCAUUAGACCAAUGAUUUUUCUGUGUAAAUAACAAACAAAAAAGAAAAAAAUAUGUAUCCAUUCCUUGUUACGACCAGCUUCUCGAACCACAAGUAAUGAAGUCAGUAAAUACUAUGAAGUUGAUCAUUUUUCAGGAAAUAUUAACAUGCUUCAAGUGAUGUCACCAUCCACUAU
Molecule: messenger RNA, 1606 nt
Organism: Gadus morhua (Atlantic cod)
Lineage: Eukaryota; Metazoa; Chordata; Actinopteri; Gadiformes; Gadidae
Exons: 5
Coding region: 175-783 (202 amino acids)
Source: RefSeq, a predicted model, not a curated record